AUGACACCAGAAACCACAGACCCAUUCUCCAAGCUGAUGCUGUCACUGUCGGCAUUAAAUGUUGACAAGUAUGGCGCGUUUAAAACGAUAAACACCAACUACAAAAUACUCGACAUUGGCAGGGGAAUUGACACCGACAUUCUCAUCCCCCAGACUCUUCUUUGUCAAAAGACAGGUCCAAGUUGCCCUAUAAUAGUUCGCAUCCACGGCGGAUUCCUGGUCACUGGCUCUAGCCUCUAUCCCCCAUGGUUCUCAGAUUGGAUUCUUGAAUACGCCAUUCAAAACAACGCCAUUAUAGUAUCGCCAAACUACCGCCUCCUCCCCGAAGCAAGCGGGAGUGAUAUUCUGGAAGACAUCAAUGAUGUUUGGGCGUGGCUGCGCAGUGGAGCUAUGGACCAAGCGAUCCAGAAGGCUGGUUACGACAAUAUCAAGCCAAAUAUUGACAAGACCCUUCUUGUGGGCGAAAGUGCCGGUAAGUUUGGGCUGUACUCCCGGCUCCUGCUCCCACAUCACGGCUUCCAGCUUACCAUUUGGAUGGAGUCAAAAGGCGGAUAUCUGGCUAUGCAACUCGCCCUCAGCUACCCAUCCCACAUUCGCGCCUUGAUAGGUGCAUAUCCAAUUCUCGAUCUAAAAUCGCCGUUCUACACGGAGGCAUAUGCGAAGCCGAUAAUCGGUGUCCCAAAUGUGCCUAGCGAUAUUAUCGAAACCCAUCUGGCUGCGCUCAGGGGAUCGCGUUCACCGAGUAUUGUCACGGCGGCAGAUCCACCGGAGCGACUGAGGUUGGCGUUUUCAAUAUUCCAGAACGGGCGCCUGCUCGAGUUUCUGGGGGCUGGGGAUGGGGAUGGUGAAGAUCCGCGGUUCUUCCCUUUGGAGAGGGUCGAGCGUCUUGCGGCUUUGGGACGGUUGGAUUUACCUCCACUGUUUCUUUUCCACGGGAAACAGGACUCUGCGGUUCCAGCUGAGGGCACCACGAAGUUUGCAAGUCUGCUGCAGAGGGUCGAGCAUAUAGUGUAUAUCCAAGAUGGAGACCACGGAUUCGAUUACAAUGCCACGCUGGAGACUGGUUGGUUGAAGGACGGCUUGGGCAUGAUAUCAAAGGCCUGGGUAGGUAAUGACAGCAUCUCGCACCUGUAA
This is a messenger RNA of Aspergillus versicolor CBS 583.65, 1134 nucleotides long. RefSeq names its product alpha/beta hydrolase. The record is from RefSeq and is a predicted model, not a curated record. The transcript is spliced from 2 exons. The coding region runs from base 1 to 1134 and encodes 377 amino acids. Lineage: Eukaryota; Fungi; Ascomycota; Eurotiomycetes; Eurotiales; Aspergillaceae. Gene Ontology annotation, molecular function: hydrolase activity.